This is a messenger RNA of Dendronephthya gigantea, 1653 nucleotides long. RefSeq lists its product as uncharacterized. The record is from RefSeq and is a predicted model, not a curated record. The coding region runs from base 350 to 1354 and encodes 334 amino acids. The transcript is spliced from 6 exons. Lineage: Eukaryota; Metazoa; Cnidaria; Anthozoa; Malacalcyonacea; Nephtheidae.
UUUGAGGCAGUCGGUUAAUCCUGGACAGAACUGUUUAUAAAAGUGACAAAUCCUUCGAUCAAUGUCUGAUGAAUGAAUAUCUUAUCGCGUUGGGGUGAUUGCAUUAUUGUCGAAGGGGUUUGGAAAGUGUAACGUUUUGUUAAGUGAAAACUGGAGUCGAAUUUGUAACAGUGUAAUUAACAGAUGUUGUCGACGAACAUGAAUUACUAUAUGGUUUUCAAUCUUUGCAGCUAGUCACGCCUGUUACGAAGGGUUGAAUAUUGAAGGAGCGCUUGUAUUUCAAUCAAGAUUUAAAAUUCUUAGAUUUAGCAGCUUAAUCGAAGGACUGACAGGAACUUCAUCUUAAGACAUGACGUCGAUUUUCCUAUCAAGACAUGUCAGACAAUUGGUAAUCUUUCUUUCGGCUAUCAGUGAAGUAUACGGUCAGGCUUGCAACAUUACAAGCCCAAAAGACGACUAUGAUAUAAGUGUUCAAGUCGGAUCAAACUUUACGAUCAACAUUUCAUAUACAUGCACACCACUUGACGAAAUCGAAAGUGUGUAUUGGUAUUUUUCAAUUUAUCCUAAUGCAUAUAAAGAUAAAGUUGAACUUGUUGAGUUUUAUGAAUGGUUCUACGAAAUAUAUGAUCGUACCAUGGAUAUCCAUGUUACUGGCUCAUUCGGAAAUAGUGGCAGGUUGACAUUUACGGUAUAUAACGCUACACUAACUUCCAAUGGCACAUUUUUUGCUCUAUUGUACAAAAAAGAGAGACUUCAACCACACUAUGGAUAUCCUAUACAAAUUCUAAAAGUGGUUGUCGUUAUCAAAGGUAUUAUAACGUCAAUUUCUUCACGCACUGAACCUACUAUAGAAACCAUGAAAAUGAAUCAAUCUACAACGAAAGUAAAUCAACCUACAACGAAAGUACAUCAACCUGCAACGAAAGUAAAUCAACCUACAACAAAAGUACAUCAACCUACAACGAAAGUAAAUCAACCUACAACGAAAGUACAUCAAACUCCAACGAAAGUAAAUCAACCUACAACGAAAGUAAAUCAACCUACAACGAAAGUAAAUCGAGCUACAACGAAAGUAAAUCAACCCACAACGAAAGUAAAUCGACCUACAACGAAAGUAAAUCAACCUACAACGAAAGUACAUCGACGUACAACAGAAGCAAAACAAGCAAAAACGAAUGAAUCAACAACAAUAGUCAUAGGGUUCUCGCAUGGUAUUGGUUGGUGGUUAGUUUUGCUGUUAUCAUGUCUCAUUUUUUCUGUUGUUUUCUUCACUGUUGUUCUAUUUAUCCACUAUACUGGUAAUCCACGCAUUUCUACGUGGUACAUGCAUCUUUGCAAUGUUGGAAAAUACUGAUGGUUAGAUAUAGAUUUAUAACAAAAAACUAGUUGAGUUAUAUUAGAGUUGCAUUCUCCAUGCAUUUGACUUUAAAUUUAAUCUGACUCCUCAACAGUCCCUUGUGAUUCUGUACUCAGGAGAAUCAUCCUACGUCAGAAAAUAAUAUUUAGUAUGUAAUACUUUUUAUAUUUGGAGAGGAUCGUACAACCUCGUUCUCAGGGUCUUUUGAGGAUCGUAUAGCUUUUAUUCAACUCGUUAUUUCAUUUCCGCCAUGAUUCGCUAUAUAUGUAAAGGCGCACAUGGAGACCGGAAGCGAU